AUGUCUUCUUCAGCUGCUCAGAUCGCUCACGCCGCCGUCGAGUACUCCACCUUCGCCUCUCUUCGACUUGGAAGGACGGUUCAGUCUGUUGUUGCUCGCCUAAUCCGGUUCUGGGAUUCACGCAACGUUAAUAAGAACGGCGAGUUUAUGGGGAUUACACUGUUACUCCUCGACGAAAUGGAUUCGGUUAUUCACGCUUUCAUCCCUGCGAAUCGGGCGAGUCAUUACCGACCAUCGUUAAAAGCUGGCUGUAUUGUCAGGUUGGAGCGUUUUGAAGUUGCACAGGUUGCCCACAUGUACAAGGUGACGGAGCAUCAGUUCUUGAUUCAUUUCCUACCGUCUACACGCCUUGGUGAGGUCCACACAGACGCCCCUGUAAUCAAGUCUGAAAGGUUCAUGAUGAGGCGUUAUGACCAACUUCAAGUGCUAGCAAACACCAACCUAGAGCUCCCAGAUGUUGUUGGUGAAAUCCGAUCUGUCCAGGGGUCUGAUCUGAGCAACGAUUCUGCCACCACCAGAGUUGUGGUUCGCUUCUUGAUUGAGCCGAAUGUAACUGUGUACCUAACUUUGUGGGAUGAGGCUGCAUCGACCUUCAGGGGCCUCUUGAAAUCAGGGGAUAAAUCCAAGGCUGUAAUGUUGGUAACCACGGUUAAUCCAAAACUCUUUGGAGGUUAG
Messenger RNA from Brassica oleracea var. oleracea, 675 nucleotides. RefSeq lists its product as uncharacterized. NCBI's taxonomy places the organism in Eukaryota, Viridiplantae, Streptophyta, Magnoliopsida, Brassicales, Brassicaceae. The transcript is spliced from 4 exons. Bases 1 to 675 code for a protein of 224 amino acids. The record is from RefSeq and is a predicted model, not a curated record.